AUGUCUGACAGUUACUCGAGAGUGACAAAGACCCCUGCUUGGGCCUUGUGUCAUGCCGUCUCCUGUGUCCCAGGCGUGGUCCCUUCUUCCUCCGCCAGAACCAGAAAGCUGCCACAGUGGACUGGCCGCCCAGCUGAGGGACUCAGACACAACUGCCCCUUUAAUGAUGGGAGGCGAGUCAGUGAUGGGAGGGAAUUGAGGAUUUCCCUGGGGGUCCAGUGGUUGGGACUCUGUGCUUCCAAUGCAGGGGGCACGGGUUGGAUCCCUGGUCAGAGAACUGGGAUCCCGCCUGCCACAUGGGCCGGCAAGAGGCAGCUGGGCAGUGUUCAGGACCCCUGCCCUCCCGCCCAAGGCAGGGCCCGGCACACGUCCCUCAGCAUAAAGGACAAGAUAUCAGAAUGGGAAGGGAAACGGGAGUUGCCCACUCCUGCCCCUGGCAGGAAGGCAGAUGGCCAGGAGGAUUACCUGAUGUCCUGUGUGAUGGAGAGGAGAAGCAGUGAUGGUUCAAGGACUCGGGUCACCAAGGCUCAGAACGGAGCGAGGCUGGGCGUGGAAAGUAGAGAGGAUGAGCGGAAUAAAGUGAAGGCCAGAGCACAGGGUGCCGAGCAGAGGCCAGACCUGAGCCAGCCAGCCCGGGAGCUGGCUCCCAGCUUGGGCAGAGGCCGGGAGCCCAGGCUUGGCAAACAGCGCUUUCAGAACGAUAGCCUCUCUGUGUUGAAGCAGGUCAAGAAACUCGAGCAGGCUCUGAAGGAUGGGUCUGCCGGGUUGGAUCCCCAGUUACCAGGCACGUGUUAUUCCCCACACUGCCUGCUGGACAAGGCCGAGGAGGCGCCCACCCUUCCUGAGCACCGUGGGGGUGGGAGCGGCUCAGAAUUCAGAGCCCACCGUUUGGACCUGGAAGCCAAGGAGCCUACCCUUGAGGCUGCCGAGGAAAGGAAAGGCUUGUGCAGGAGGCCCUGUGACCAGAGCCUGGAGAGUGUGUACAGAGGCUUGGAGGACCCCCCCACAAAACCCUUCAUCAACCCCUUGCCCAAACCCCGGAGAACUUUCAAACACGAUGGAGAAGGGGACAAGGAUGGGAACCCAAGCACAAGCUUUCGGAAAGACAGAAGGAACCUGCCUCCUCUGCCCUCUCUACCUCCCCCGCCCCUGCCCUCCUCUCCCCCACCCCCCUCGGUGAACAGAAGACUAUGGAGCGGGAGACCAAAAGCCAGCGCUGACCACAGGAAGUCCUAUGAGUUUGAAGACUUACUUCAGUCUUCCUCUGAGAACAGCAGAGUGGACUGGUACGCACAGACUAAGCUGGGGCUCACACGCACUUUAUCAGAGGAGAACGUCUAUGAAGACAUUCUAGAUCCGCCCAUGAAGGAAAACCCUUAUGAGGACGUUGAGUUACAUGGUCGCUGCCUCGGGAAGAAGUGUGUCUUGAACUUUCCAGGUUCUCCCACCUCUUCCGUCCCUGACACACCUGCCAAGUCUUUGUCCAAACCAGCCUUUUUUCGGCAAAAUUCAGAAAGGAGGAACUUCAAACUGCUGGACACAAGGAAGUUGAGUCGGGACGGAACUGGGUCCCCUUCCAAAAUCAGCCCUCCCUCCACCCCCAGCAGUCCUGAUGACACUUUCUUUAACCUCGGGGACCUGCAGAAUGGCAGGAAGAAGAGAAAGAUACCCAAGCUGGUAUUGCGAAUCAAUGCCAUCUACGAGGCCCGGAGAGGAAAGAAACGUGUGAAGAGACUGUCCCAGUCCACAGAGAGCAACUCAGGAAAAGUGACAGAUGAGAACAGCGAGUCUGACAGUGACACGGAGGAGAAGCUGAAAGCCCACAGCCAGCGCCUGGUCAACGUGAAGUCACGGCUGAAGCAGGCUCCAAGAUACCCAUCCCUGGACCGGGAGCUGGUCGAGUACCAGGAGAGGCAACUUUUUGAGUACUUCGUGGUCGUGUCCCUGCACAAGAAGCAGGCCGGGGCUGCGUACGUGCCCGAACUCACCCAGCAGUUCCCGCUGAAGCUGGAAAGGUCGUUCAAGUUCAUGAGAGAAGCUGAGGACCAGCUGAAGGCUAUUCCCCAGUUCUGUUUCCCCGACGCCAAGGACUGGACUCCGGUCCAGCAGUUUACCAGUGAAACAUUCUCCUUUGUCUUAACUGGAGAAGAUGGGAGCAGAAGGUUUGGUUAUUGCCGAAGACUGCUGCCUGGUGGCAAAGGAAAGCGUCUCCCCGAAGUUUACUGCAUCGUGAGCCGUCUGGGAUGCUUCAGCCUCUUUUCAAAGAUCUUGGAUGAGGUGGAAAAACGACGAGGCAUCUCUCCUGCCCUGGUCCAGCCUCUCAUGAGGAGCGUUAUGGAAGCCCCCUUCCCAGCCCUGGGCAAAACCAUUGUGGUCAAGAACUUCUUGCCCGGAUCAGGAACUGAGGUGAUUGAACUGUGCCGUCCGCUGGACUCCCGGCUGGAACACGUGGACUUCGAGUCUCUCUUUUCCUCUCUCAGCGUCCGACACCUGCUCUGCGUUUUUGCCUCCCUGCUCCUGGAAAGGAGGGUCAUCUUCAUCGCAGACAAGCUCAGCACCCUGUCCACGUGCUGCCACGCGAUGGUGGCGGCCAUCUACCCCUUCACCUGGCAGCACACCUACAUCCCCGUGCUGCCGCCCGCCAUGAUCGACAUCGUGUGCUCGCCAACGCCCUUCCUCAUCGGGCUGCUCACCAGCUCGCUGCCGCUGCUCAGGGAGCUGCCGCUGGAGGAGGUCCUCGUGGUCGACCUCGUCAACGAUCGGUUCCUCAGACAGAUGGACGAUGAGGACUCCAUUCUGCCCCGGAAGCUUCAGGUAGCCCUGGAACACAUUCUGGAGCAGAGGAAUGACCUGGCUAGUGAGCAGGAUGAGGGGCCCCCUGAUGGCAAACGAGGCCCUGAGUCCAGCCCCUUGAACGAGGUGGUGUCUGAAGCCUUUGUCCGCUUCUUCGUGGAGAUCGUGGGCCACUACUCGCUGUUCCUGACGGCGGGCGAGCGUGAGGAAAGGACGCUGCAGCUGCAGCGAGAGGCCUUCCGCAAAGCCGUCUCCUCCAAGAGCCUCCGCCGGUUCCUGGAGGUCUUCAUGGAGACCCAGACGUUCCGGGGCUUCAUCCAGGAGCGGGAGCUGCGCCGGCAGGACGCCAAAGGUCUAUUUGAGGUCCGAGCCCAGGAGUACCUGGAAACACUCCCCAGCGGAGAACACAGCGGUGUCAACAAGUUCCUGAAGGGACUAGGCAAUAAAAUGAAGUUUCUCCACAAGAAAUAG
This is a messenger RNA of Rangifer tarandus platyrhynchus (Svalbard reindeer), 3264 nucleotides long. NCBI's taxonomy places the organism in Eukaryota, Metazoa, Chordata, Mammalia, Artiodactyla, Cervidae. The record is from the annotation of a GenBank genome assembly.